CGUUUCUAGGUGACGGCCGCCCCGGCCCAGUAGUACCACAGCGGGCGGCGGCCGCAGCUGAGGGAGCGCCGCUAUGGAGCAUAUCCGCACCACCAAGGUAGAGCAAGUGAAAUUACUAGAUCGGUUCAGCACGAGCAAUAAGUCAUUGAUGGGAACUCUGUACCUUACAGCAACUCAUCUGUUAUUCAUAGAUUCAAGCCAGAGAGAGACAUGGAUACUACAUCACCACAUUGCUGCGGUGGAAAAACUUCCCUUGACUACUUCUGGCUGCCCCCUUGUCAUCCAGUGCAAGAAUUUCAGGAUAGUUCACUUUGUUGUUCCCAGAGAGAGAGAUUGUCAUGACAUUUAUAACUCUUUACUUCAGCUGUCAAGAACAGCGAAAUAUGAGGAACUGUAUGCCUUCUCCUAUAAUCCAAAACAAAAUGAAUCUGAGCAAGUCAAAGGUUGGCAGCUUAUUGAUCUAGCAGAAGAAUAUGAGAGAAUGGGAGUGCCAAAUGCUAACUGGCAGUUGUCCGAUGCAAAUCGUGAUUAUAAGAUUUGUGAAACUUAUCCUAGAGAACUUUAUGUUCCCAGAACUGCAAGCAAGCCCAUAAUUGUUGGUAGCUCCAAGUUCAGAAGCAAAGGAAGAUUCCCAGUGUUGUCAUAUUAUCACAAAAAUAAAGAGGCUGCAAUUUGCAGAUGCAGUCAACCUCUUUCAGGUUUCAGUGCUAGGUGCCUGGAAGAUGAACACAUGUUACAAGCCAUCAGUAAAGCAAAUCCUUCAAAUCGCUACAUGUAUGUCAUGGACACCAGGCCGAAGCUUAAUGCAAUGGCAAACAGAGCUGCUGGGAAGGGCUAUGAGAAUGAAGACAACUACUCUAACAUUAGGUUCCAGUUUGUUGGCAUUGAAAAUAUUCACGUAAUGAGAUCCAGCUUACAAAAACUUCUGGAAGUCAGUGGCACGAAGGGUUUGUCUGUCAAUGACUUUUUGUCUGGCUUGGAGAAUUCCGGAUGGUUGCGUCAUAUCAAAGCUGUGUUGGAUGCUGCUGUCUUCUUAGUCAAGGCAAUAGCAGUUGAGAGCGCGAGCGUAUUAGUGCACUGCUCAGAUGGCUGGGAUAGGACUUCCCAAGUUUGUUCACUUGGAGCUCUCUUACUAGAUUCCUAUUACAGAACAAUCAAAGGAUUCAUGGUCUUAAUAGAGAAAGACUGGAUCUCUUUUGGGCACAAGUUCUCUGACAGGUGUUGUCAGUUGGAUGGUGAUCCAAAGGAGAUCUCGCCAGUCUUCACCCAGUUUUUAGAAAGCGUGUGGAAUCUGACUGAGCAGUUUCCUCAAGCCUUUGAGUACAAUGAAGCUUUCCUCCUUCAGAUCCAUGAACAUGUCCAUUCAUGCCAAUUUGGUAACUUCCUUGGAAACUGCCAAAAAGAGCGAGAAGAACUGAAAUUAAAAGAGAAGACAUAUUCCUUGUGGCCAUUCCUUCUGGAUGAACGAAAGAAAUAUCAGAAUCCUCUGUAUAAUGCAGACUUUUCUCCAGAACUAACUCUUUUGGAGCCUAAUACAGUAUCAUUCAAUUUUAAGUUUUGGAGAAAUAUGUACCAUCAGUUUGAUCGAAGUAUGCAUCCCAGGCAAUGUGUGUUCAAUCUUAUAAUGAACAUGAGUGAACAAAACAAACAACUGGAAGAAGACAUUAAAGAACUGGAAGCUAAAAUAAAGCAGAGAAAUGGGCAGUCAAGUGCAGUCCCUGUGAAGGAACAUCAGCAGUCUGCUCAUCCUGCACCAAUGGCACUGAAGACCCCUCCAUCCUUCCAGAAGGAGCAGCCACUGAUCCCUGUGAAUGAUGCUGUAAGAACUAUAGAGGGCAGCAACACAGCAGACAAUCGCUACAGUGAAUUUGUGGCAGAGUUCUCGAAAGCUGAGCCUGCCGUAGUCAGCUUGGAGUACGGAGUGGCCAGGAUGACCUGCUAAUUAAAAUCCAGCACUGUGCUCCUCUUCUAGACUGAUUGAAUGAAGAGAUGGAUUAUUUUGAGGAUGGCUCUGUGCUGCAUGACCAAAACAUGACUUGUAUAUCGGCAAGUUUUGUUAACGUAGACUAGAACAGCAUGCUAGUUGUCAAGUGUUUGCUGUUCUUUUAAGAAAAAAAAAGUGUAGUUGUGUUUUAAAAGAAAUAGGGGCAUUUGGUAAGUGGUGACUAAAAAUCAAGGAAUGGUAUGUCUUUGGACUUAAGUCAGUUUGCACUAAAUUGAUUAAAACAGUAAUAUUACUUUAUUCAGUAUAGGAAAACACAGGUGAUCUUUCACAGAUUGAUUUUAUUUGGGCAAGAAAACUUGAACUUUCUAUUUUAGGAACUGAAGCUACAUGUAUAUAUCGCAUAUGAUAUGAAUAUGUAUACCCAUGUUUAAUGCCACCCAGUACUAAGUGUGAGUGUAUUAAGUGCCAUGGAAAAUUAUGAUAUGUUUCAAAUCACAAAUAGUUGGCCUUAAACCUGUCAGAUCAAUGAGAUUGUUGUCCUUUACUAUUGCAGUUUACCUGGCUCUGUUUACAUUGUAUUUGCUCAAACUGUUACUUCCUUAAAACAGGACUGAAUAAAAGAAAUGAAGCAUGCCUAAGCUGGCGCAGCCUUUUGGCAAAUUGCUACCUGAAAGUUAACUUAUCACUGAAGACUUUUUUCUUCCAGUUCCUCUGUUGUUUAAAAUUAUAGAGAUUGGCCUGAUUUUCUUCUCUGGCAGCUCAGUAGAUUGAGCAUCAUUGAAGCUACAGGUUGUGUCUGACCUUAAAUGUUUUAAUUUGUGGCAAGGUAUUUUAAGUGUAGAGUAAAAAGAGUAAAACGUGUCAUGUAAAAAAACAAACCUUAGCCAGUAACUGAAUUGUCAGGUUUAUUCCGAUUGACUGUGUGCUGUGCAGUCAUUCAAGUUGCAGGAAUGGAAGCGGAAGUUUUGGAAGUAUAGUCUACUGACAUUGUUCCCAAGUACAAAAAAAAGUCAUCCAUGUGUCCAAAGCUCAUGAGAAACUGAGUGCCUCCUAAAUCUUUCAGUAGAAGAAAAUUUUAGUUUUUAGUGAAACACCCUUCUCAUCUUGUAAAGACUUGUCCAACCUGUGCAUAUUAUAAGUAAUUUCAGUACAGUCUGGAGACUUUUAUGGAGUUGGAGAGAGGACAAAAACUUCUUCUAGCAGGAUGCAGUAGAGAUGAUGGGACAUAAGAAAAAAAAAAGGGGGGGGGAAACGUACAGUUUGUAAGCUUAAUUAAUUAUGUAUCUGUAACCUUCUAGUAAGGGAGAAGGUUUUUGCUGAAGUUUGUUACCUGAUGGAUUUUCUGAGCAGACCAGAAUAGGGAAGAAAAGUGCUGGUGUCCAGGUCUUAAAUAGAGGUAUAAAUUAUAACUUUGGGUAUUAAGAUCUCUAGGUAUGAUGUUAGAUUAAUGCUACUGACCUUUUAUCUCUGGAUUUAAAUAAUUUUUGGUUACAAGUUCUUAUCCUAAUUCCCGAAGUCUGUUUUGAAGUCUGUUUUGUUAAAAUUACUGGUGUGCCAUGCACAAUUUGACAUAAUUGGCAGCACUUUCCUCUGCACCAUAUUGGAUCCAGGGCUCUAUUAACAAGGCCAGUACAGGUCAUGAUCAAGUUGCACUUGUGAAGCUGUCUGGGAGAAGUUAACUGUGACUCCUGUAUUUGAGUGUUAGUUCACCCGUUUCACUAAUUUGUUUUUUAAAAGCCUAUAAGUGUAAAUAAAGGUUCCUAAGUCUUUUUAUUCCCAAAGAUAUGAACAUAGUGUCAUCUUUAAAAUACAUUAUCCAGUCAUUUAAACACAUUUAGAAUUUCUCCACUACAGGUUUUGAUGGUUUCACGUUUGCACAGUGGUGCCUUACAGGGUUGCAGCAAAAGAGGUUUUUGUGCCUUGUUAUUUGUCUCCCCUUCUCCCUCACCUUCUGUAUCAACUUGGUUCUGUGGUUUUUGUUUGGAAAAACAACCUGUAUAUUAAGCUUGUGUUGUAGCACAGUAGUGACAAAUUUAUCACUGGCAAUGUAGGUAAGUGUUACCAAUUUGUACUUGUUUGUUUUAAUAUUCAGCUGCUCUGGUGUUCCAUGGACACUUUUCAUAUUGUUUAGAGUUUAUAGGUUCAGAAGAUUGUAUUAAGCUUUUUUGCAGAUAUUGUUGUAUGCUGUUUUUACUUUAGCAACCCCGAGUGCCCCUGCAUACAAGGCUUUUGAAGAGAAGAUCUGUUCCCUUUCAGUCCUGUUAAAGUGAGUUUAUUUCAGUCUUCAGGCCCUUUUCCUUGGCAGAGUUAACUUCUUGGCGAAAGGAAUCGGGUUGCCUUUUUAUUUUAAACCAAGGUAGGCAUAUUAGGUCAGCUUUAAAAUGCUAUAAAACUAUCUGCUUAAGCACAGAGCCUGUUCCUUCAUCAAAAAAUACAGUCCUUCCUGAUCUGAAGUAAAUAUUUUACUCCCGUUAAUAUGUGAAUAGGGUUUUAUCAGGCUGUUUUGUAGAGCAGCCUUCUUAUACAGUCUGGAUAGCUCUGCCAACUCAGCCUGCAGGGUCACCAGUGAGAAGAGUUCCUGCAGAGAGGCAGCUGUCUCUCCUCAUUUGCUGUUCAGGCUUAAGCCAAAACUACCUAAAGCACCUGGGACCUGUGCUGAAGUAAAUAGAUGGUAGCAAAGUGAGCUCCAACAGAAAGCUUGGCAUGAUGGUCAGGACUCAGCAGAGUGGGGCUGUUCUGUGUCCUUCAAGGAGGGUUUAAAAAACACCAAGCAAGCUGACUAACAAGCUGUGGUGGAAGCCUUCUGGGAGCAGAAAGAAUGUGAAUUCUUACUUCAGUGGAUGCGCUUUUCUUCAUCAUGAACAUUCUGCUUCAAGAGCAGUUAUGAUACUGAAAGGUGCCUGGUACAGCUCAAAAUAACAUGCAGGACUCUUUCUUUUUUCAAGCUGCGGCAUUAAUGUGUGGUUAGUGCACUCACCAGUUGCUUAGGAAUAUAAUGCCCCAGACAGAAAGUUGCUAUAGUUGAUUCUGCUCCACUGGUUGCAAGACUUCAGCACCUGUCAGUUCUGUGCUUCAUGUUGAGAAGGUCUCUGUAAAGUCGUUGGGUUUCUGUUUGUGCUGUGCUUGAUCUUUUUUUCCAAUCUGAAUGCUAUAAAAGAAAUAAUUCCUUUUUAAUGAACCAAGCUGCUGGUCUCACCUGAGCAACUAAAACUG
Molecule: messenger RNA, 5158 nt
Organism: Haliaeetus leucocephalus (bald eagle)
Lineage: Eukaryota; Metazoa; Chordata; Aves; Accipitriformes; Accipitridae
Gene: MTMR6
Product: myotubularin related protein 6
Exons: 14
Coding region: 74-1942 (622 amino acids)
Biological process (GO): dephosphorylation
Cellular component (GO): nuclear envelope
Molecular function (GO): phosphatidylinositol-3,5-bisphosphate phosphatase activity
Source: RefSeq, a predicted model, not a curated record